Messenger RNA from Lactuca sativa (garden lettuce), 1544 nucleotides. Its product is annotated as ribulose-phosphate 3-epimerase, chloroplastic. Lineage: Eukaryota; Viridiplantae; Streptophyta; Magnoliopsida; Asterales; Asteraceae. Gene Ontology annotation, biological process: pentose-phosphate shunt; carbohydrate metabolic process. Gene Ontology annotation, molecular function: D-ribulose-phosphate 3-epimerase activity. The record is from RefSeq and is a predicted model, not a curated record.
UUUUUUUUUUGUGGUACGAUAAACCCUUAUAUACUAAUGGCAUGUCAGCUGGCUCCCACCAUCCUAAAGAGGUGUUCAAAUGCAGUCGGCCGACUUUUUACGGCAACGGAGGGGCGUCAAGAGACUCAAGAUUGCGGCCUGUGGGUCCGCACUCUCCUAAACUCCCCAUUUCCUCUUUUCUGUAGCCACCCGUUUACUAAACCCGCUCCUCCAAAACUCCCCAUUUACGUGUGUCAAUCACAUCUCAAUUCACCCACCCGUCAUUUUCCGACACCAGAACAAUCUUCAUCUCCAAUUCCUUAAUCUUCACCCAAAUUACACACAUACCCAAAAGAUUUCGCGUGAAGACACCAAAGAUCGCGCCCUUUUAGGCUAUACCCACCAAGUGUUUGUUAAAAAUACUCAUUUUAACAACUUUGAGAAUAUAAAAUCCGAAAACAAAUGGCAACUGCUACUUUGGGUUCAUCGACUCUAAUCCAAUCGCAGAUUAAUGGUUUUAUAAAGCCGUCUAUCUCCCAGUGUAACACGCUCUCUUGCACAAGGAGAGCCAUUAGAACAGUCGUGAAAGCUAGUUCUCGAGUUGAUAGAUUCUCAAAGAGUGAUAUAAUUGUUUCUCCAUCGAUUCUGUCUGCAAACUUCUCAAAGUUAGGAGAGCAGGUCAAAGCCGUUGAGGUGGCGGGUUGUGAUUGGAUCCAUGUUGAUGUAAUGGAUGGCCGAUUUGUUCCAAACAUAACAAUCGGAGCUCUUGUUGUUGAUGCAUUGCGCCCAGUUACAGACCUCCCAUUAGAUGUUCAUUUGAUGAUUGUGGAACCUGAACAACGAGUCCCCGACUUUAUAAAAGCUGGUGCAGACAUAGUCAGUGUCCACUGUGAACAAUCUUCCACCAUCCAUUUACAUCGAACUAUUAAUCAAAUUAAAAGUCUUGGAGCAAAAGCUGGAGUAGUGUUGAACCCUGCAACACCAUUAACAACCAUAGAAUAUGUCCUAGAUGUGGUGGAUUUGGUGUUGAUUAUGUCUGUAAAUCCUGGAUUUGGUGGCCAAAGCUUUAUUGAAAGCCAAGUGAAGAAGAUAUCAGAUUUGAGAAGAAUGUGUGUGGAGAAGGGUGUGAACCCAUGGAUUGAGGUAGAUGGUGGAGUGGGCCCCAACAAUGCAUACAAGGUCAUCGAGGCUGGGGCUAAUGCGUUGGUUGCUGGUUCUGCUGUUUUUGGAGCUAAAGAUUAUGCUCAAGCAAUAAAAGGUAUUAAAACCAGCACAAGACCCUAAACAUGUUUCUUAUCCAUUAUCUCAAGUAUUUGAAGACAAAAUGUUGGAUUUGAAGACAACAGGGAAAGAGGAUUCUAUACCAAAUACCACAUUGCUUCAUGAUGUUGUGAGAUUACUCGUAUAAAGAAGAUGGAUAUUGAAAAAUGGCAUGCAAAUGUGUAUAAAAAGUUCCAUUUUUGCCCUUCACUUCUACACCUUGUUUAGCUAACAUUCGAGUUGUUAUGAAAUCUUGAUGUAACUGAAACAUGAUAGGGAAUGAAGAACAAGUGGCAAUUUUACGA